AUGCCUCUGUUGGAAUCGCUAUUUGGGCGCUCUACCACGCCUGCUGAACGAUUGCGUCAGCAUUUGCGCUCCUUGCAAAGAGCUCAACGCGAACUCGACCGGGAGCGUGUAAAACUAGAGGGGCAAGAAAAAAAACUGGUAUCUGACAUCAAAAAGAACGCGCGUCAGGGUCAGAUGACUGCCUGCAAAGUAAUGGCUAAGGAUCUAGUAAGGAUGCGACGUAAUAUACACAAAUAUUACCAGAUGAGUACACAGCUUCAAGCUGUCGCACUGCGGAUGCAAACACUUCGUAGCACCCAACAGAUGGCGGAGGCCAUGCGCGGAGCCUCGAAGGCCCUGGGAUCUAUGAAUAAAUCUAUGAAUAUCAUGUCAGUGCAGCGAAUCCUGCAAGAGUUCGAACGCGAGUCCAGCUCAAUGGAUAUGAAAGAUGAAAUAAUGAAUGACACGAUCGAAGACGCCAUUGGUACUGAGGACGAUCCUAUGGGUGAGGGAAUCGGGGAAAAUGAGGAAAGUGAGUCUAUUUUACGCGAAGUCUUGGAUGAAAUUGGCAUGGAUAUGAGCCAGCAGCUUCAAACCGUUCCUAAUAGUGGGAUUGCACUGGCUAACCCAUCGGCACCAGCUAAAGUAGCCAUUAGUGAAGGUGCGGAGGCAGGUACAUCAUCCAACACUCAAGAUGAUUUGGCUCUUCAAGAGCGUCUUGAUCGACUUCGUAAAUAA
Malassezia pachydermatis is the source of this 717-nucleotide messenger RNA. Its product is annotated as snf7-domain-containing protein. The record is from RefSeq and is a predicted model, not a curated record. Gene Ontology annotation, cellular component: multivesicular body; ESCRT III complex. Gene Ontology annotation, biological process: protein transport; late endosome to vacuole transport; endosome transport via multivesicular body sorting pathway. NCBI's taxonomy places the organism in Eukaryota, Fungi, Basidiomycota, Malasseziomycetes, Malasseziales, Malasseziaceae. The transcript is spliced from 4 exons. The coding region runs from base 1 to 717 and encodes 238 amino acids.